GCCCCGACGACGGGCGACGUCUCGACUCCGCCGCAGUCCGCUAGAGUCUCUAGAAACCUCCGGUAGCCGCCUCCGUCGCCGUUCGUCGUGCGGCGGCGUGGGAUCCAGCUUGAGGUCCCCCCCCCCCCCCACGAGGGCUACUUGGUUAACCUAUCCCGCAAGGUUUAGGCUGUGAUUCGUGAGCAGGAGGUGGCGGCGAUAUGGAAUAUACGGCGAGAUCAAAUGGGACUUCGGGAACUUCCGCUGGAAGUUUUGGUGGUCCGUACAACAUGAAGUAUUCAAGCUACUUAAAUGAUGAACCAAUGCCUGAUGCCGCGUCGGAAAAGGAGCAGGGAAAUGAAUAUUUCAAACAGAAGAAGUUUACUGAAGCAAUUGAGUGCUACUCCAGAAGUAUUGGGUUAUCUCCUACAGCAGUUGCUUUUGCAAAUAGAGCUAUGGCAUAUCUUAAAUUAAGAAGAUUCAAGGAGGCAGAGGACGAUUGCACUGAAGCUCUGAAUCUGGAUGAUCGAUAUAUAAAAGCGUACUCACGGAGAAUUACUGCACGAAAAGAACUUGGGAAGCUUAAGGAAGCAAUGGAUGAUGCUGAAUUUGCCAUCAGUCUUGAGCCAAACAAUCCAGAACUAAGGAAGCAGUAUACUGAGAUAAAAGCAUUGCACAUGGAGAAAUUGGGUAAAAAGACCCCGGUGCCAACUAAACAUGCAGUUUCUGGAUUGGAUAAACCUGCUGAUAAAAAGGACAUCACUUCUCAUACACCGACUAUCUCCCAGAAGGGCAGUUUCAUGGAAGUUGAUUCGCCUACUAGAGCUGCAGUGGAGAUUAGAGAGAGUCCUGGUGGCAGUUCCAGUUCUAAAGGAGGAUCUGGAGUAAUCGUCAACGAGAAUGUCUUGCAGCAGUCUCGGAAUGCUAAUCAGAAGCCUGGGCCAGAAGCUUCAAUUCAAGAGCUUGCAUCGCGAGCUGCUUCACGGUAUAUGGCCAGCACCGUAAAAAGCGUCAAAAUACCAAAGACAGCUUAUGACUUUGAGGUUUCUUGGAGAGCUCUUUCUGAUGACACUGCCCAGCAAAUACAAUUGUUAAAGUCAAUUCCACCGGCAAGCCUACCAGAGAUUUUCAAGAACGCACUUUCUGCUCCUUUUCUCAUUGACAUCGUGAAGUGUUCAGCCUCAAUUUUCUGGGAUGAUGCAGCGUUAGCUGUUAGCAUUUUGGAGAAUCUGGCAAAAGUUCCACGCUUUGACUUGAUAAUAAUGUGCCUUUCAUCCAUGCACAAAUCUGAACUGAGGAAGAUAUGGGAUCAAGUAUUCCUUGCUGGAAAAGCAUCAGCUGAUCAGGUGGAAGCUCUCAGGCAGCUGCGAAGCAAAUAUAUUCAGGGAGGAUGUCAGGAUAACGCGUUCAGUUCAAGCUAAUGAGACGAUGUAAAGACGAAACGUUAGAAACCUUCUGUACCCUUCUCUGGGGUGUCUGUCAAAUGUUAGCACGUGUGCCCACUUCCUGGUUGCAGUGAAUGGUUGAAGCAUGUGUUUUGUGGAAUCCUGCUACUGGGAUGAAAUGUUCAUGUUGCUUCUGACAUCUCACGUUCACGUACUAUCUGAUUAUACUACGUACUCGCGUUGCUAUAAAUACUUUACUAAUGAGCUUGUCUUAAA
Messenger RNA from Setaria italica (foxtail millet), 1640 nucleotides. Its product is annotated as RNA polymerase II-associated protein 3. Gene Ontology annotation, molecular function: protein binding. Bases 201 to 1400 code for a protein of 399 amino acids. The record is from RefSeq and is a predicted model, not a curated record. Lineage: Eukaryota; Viridiplantae; Streptophyta; Magnoliopsida; Poales; Poaceae. The transcript has 12 exons.